Messenger RNA from Xyrauchen texanus (razorback sucker), 2793 nucleotides. Its product is annotated as FUN14 domain-containing protein 1-like. The record is from RefSeq and is a predicted model, not a curated record. Gene Ontology annotation, biological process: autophagy of mitochondrion. The transcript is spliced from 5 exons. The coding region runs from base 40 to 504 and encodes 154 amino acids. Lineage: Eukaryota; Metazoa; Chordata; Actinopteri; Cypriniformes; Catostomidae. Gene Ontology annotation, cellular component: mitochondrial outer membrane.
CUGCAGCGGUUGCGAACAUUGUUAACGUAGCCUCGUAAAAUGGCGGAACUCGGUGAAGAUAAAGAUGCAGAGAGUGAAGAUGAAUUGUAUGAGGUUGUUAACAUCACAGAUUAUGCCAGGAGGCAUCAAUGGUGGAGUCGUGUUUUUGGAAACAGUACAGGACCCAUUGCAGAGAAGUACUCUGUGGCUUCACAGAUCAUGAUGGGUGGGGUGACUGGAUGGUGUGCUGGUUAUCUCUUUCAGAGGGUUGGGAAAAUUAUGGCAACUGCUGUUGGAGGGGGAUUUCUUUUGUUACAAAUUGCCAACCACAGUGGCUAUGUGCAGGUGGACUGGAGGAAAGUGGAAAAGGAUGUCAAUAAAGCUAAAAAGCAUUUGAAGAAAAAGGCAAACAAAGCAGCCCCUGAACUCAAUUCCUUUGUAGAAGAGUCUACAGAAUUUGUGAAGAGGAAUAUUGUUAUUUCGGGUGGAUUUGUUGGAGGAUUUCUGCUGGGCUUGGCAUCCUGAAUGAAACCUUGACCCACUGUAUUACUAUUGAUCUAAGUUGAGGAUCACAGCGAUACCACACUGAAACUUGAUGUACUGUAAAAGGUGCAGUGUGAAAUGGACAUUUGAUGAGCUAUAGAGCUGUUCAGAUUGUAACUCAAAAUCCCAGAAGAGUAGAAUUUUCAACAUAAUUUAAAAAAAAAUCAUGGUGUCUUCAAAAUUCACGUUUGGGGAAUGACUGUGUAAUUUAUGUUGUAGAACAAAACGUCCAAGUAUCUUCAAGUAAUGUUUACCACAGACCUUAUUUUACUCAUACAGUUGAAGUCAGAAAUAUACACACACCUUUUUUCUCAAUUCCUGAAAUGUAAUCGUAGAAAACAUAUCCGGUGUUAGGUCAGGUAAGAUCACUACUUUAUUUUAAGAAUGUGAAAUAUCAGAAGAGAUAGUAGAGAGAAUGAUUUAUUUCAGCUUUUAUUUCUUUCAUCACAUUUGCAGUAGGUCAGAAGUUUACAUAGACUUUGUUAGUACUUGGAAGCAUUGCCUUUAAAUUGUUUAACUUGGGACAAGUGUUUUGAUAGCCUUCCACAAGCUUCUCACAAUAAGUUGCUGGAAUUGUGGCCCAUUGCUCCAGACAGAACUCUUGUAAUUGAGUCAAGUUCGUAGGCCUCCUUGCUCACACACAUAUUUUCAGUUCUGCCCACAAAUGUUCUGGCGGAUUGAGGUUAGGGCUUUGUGACGACCUCUCCAAUACCUUGAUUUUGUAGUCCUUACUCCAUUUUUCCACAACUUUGGAGGUAUGCUUUGGGUCAAUGUCCAUUUUAAAGACCCAUUUGCAACCAACCUUUAACUUCCUGGCUGAUGUCUUGAGAUGUUGCUUCAAUAUGUACAUCAUUUUCCUUCAUCGUGAUGCCAUCUAUUUUGUGAAGUGCACCAGUCCCUCCUGCAGCAAAGCACCCCCACAACAUGAUGCUGCCUCCCCCAUGCUUCACAGUAGGGAUGGUGUUCUUCGGCUUGGAAGCCUCACCCUUUUUCAUCCAAAAAUAAUGAUGGUCAUUAUGGCCAAACAGUUACAAUUGUGUUUCAUUAGACCAGAGGAUAUUUCUCCAACAAGUAUAAUCUUUUUCCCCAUGUGCACUUGCAAACUGUAGUCUGGCUUUUUUUAUGGUGGUUUUGGAGCAGUGGCUUCUUCCUUGCUGAGCAAAUUUUCAGGUUAUGUCGAUAUAGGACUCGUUGUACUGUGGCCAUAGAUACUUGUCUACCUGUUUCCUCCAGCAUCUUCACAAUAUGCUUUGCUGUUGUUCUGGGAUUGAUUUGCACUUUUUUCACCAAACUACAUUCAUCUCUAGGUGACAGAAUGCAUCUCUUUCCUGAGUGGAAUGAUGGCUGCAUGGUCCGAUGGUGUUUAUACUUGAGAACUAUUGUUUUUACAGAUGAAUGUGGUACCUCCAGACAUUUGGAAAUUGCUCCCAAAGAUGAGCCAGACUUGUGGAGGUCCACACUAGUUUUCUGAGGUCUUUGCUGAUUUCUUUUGAUUUUCCCAUGAUGUCAAGCGAAGAGGCACUUAGUUUGAAGGUAGGCCUUAAAAUACAUCCACUGGUACACCUUCAAUUCAGUACAUCUCCUAUAAGAAGCUAAUUGUCUAAAAGCUUGACAUAAUUUUCUGGAAUUUUCCAAGCUGCUUAAAGGCACAGUUAACUUAGUUACUUACUUAACUUGUGUAAACUUCUGACCCACUUGAUUUAAAAGUGAAACAAUCUGUCUGUAAACAAUUGUUGGAAAAAUGACUCAUGUCUUGCACAAAGUAGAUGUCCUAAAGACUUCCCAAAACUAUAGUUUGAUAAUAUUAAAUCUAUGGAGUGGUUAAAAAAUUUGUUUUAAUGACUUCAACCUAAGUGUAUUUAAUCUUCUGACUUUAACUGUAAAUCCAAAACUGCAUAAAAAAAAACUUAGGUAAAUCCAGAGGUAGAUCUGUUGUUGAACAUACUGUAGAUCCCCAAAAUGUUGUUCGUCAUUGUAUAUUUCAAACCUGCGCAUGGAGAAAAAAAUAUCUUGUGCCAAAAACUUGUUUAAAGAAAAUUAUAGGCAUGCUUCUGUGUGAUUUUCUUUUUUCUUUAUUUGUUCAUGUUCAGCUUUCUGCUCAUUGUCUAUCUGUAAGAAAUCAAUAUAAAGCUAGUUACAUAAUUGUUUUCUUUGUUCUUUACUUGGUUUUGAAACAGUUAUUUGAUUAAAUGUUUCUGUAUUUUCUUAGUGAUGUAUUUUUAUGAAUUUACAGUGUUACCCACCAAUAACAUGUUUGUGAAAAUAAUAAAA